AUUUGUUGAAAUAGAUCUUUAGAAUUCGAGAAUAGAAUUUACCGAGAUCAACAAUUAGACUAAAGUUGAUGAACGCAUCUUUAUUCAACAAAUUUUACACCACAUUAUACUAGAUUAGUAUCUGAUGAAAGAAACUUCCAGAAUGUUCUCGGGUGUUCGAACCUGCUUUGUAUUUCAUAUAAUGCUAAGAUUCGAGGAGUCGCGGGUUGCUUUGAAUCGGUGUUCGCGACUUUUAAUGACUGCUCUUGUGCCUAAAACUGUAUUAUACAGGUGGGGUGGCCGAGAGAAAAUUUCGGAAGAGGUCGGUAGAAUAUGUAUGAAGGUAAUAGCAACCAAUCUUACAGUUUGAGAAAAGUCAUCGAGCUGUCAAGUAGUCUGGUCUCGCAUGGACCGACAUGGAACAAGUACACAGAAAAGAAAAUUUGGAAUCUAUCGAUUGCGAAAAAACAGAAAAUAUGGAGGAGGAGAAUCAUCCUUGGAACUCUCUAUCAACUGUAACAACAUUUGACGAAGGAUUCGGUAAUAACACUAUAUCAACGCUUUGUCUAAAUAAUAUUAGUAAAACUGAGACCAGUGGACAAAUUGCACAACGAUGUGCUCCUUCUAGUGUUUUAAUAGGAUCACUCAUACAACAAUUGUGUACCAUAUUUGAGUCUGAUAAAAUACGCAGAAAUAAAUUAUACUAUGCUAUCUGUGAUAAACUGCACGAAUCACAAUUAAUUGAUGAUUCCUAUAAUAUGAUGGAAUUGGAUGUAGUAAGGGGACAUUAUCAACGUGCCCUUUACCGUCUUGUCACAAUCGCACGCAAUGUAACUGGAAGUGAAAGUACAUUGCAAAUACCCAGAGCCCUAGUGUCGGAAUUAUCCCGUUAUCAUCGGGAAUUUCGCGAAUUGAAUUUUAUUGCUGGCGGAGGUUUCGGUAAAGUUUUUAGAGCGUUGCAUCGUCUCGAUGGUACUGAAUAUGCAAUAAAAAAAAUAAUGGUAUCCUCUAAGUGUAUGGAGACCAUAGAGCAGUAUUUAAAUGAAGUGAAAACAUUGGCUAAAUUAAAUCAUCCCAAUAUUGUACCUUACAAAGCAGCUUGGAUUGAAACGACAUUCCUGCCAUUAUUUGUUUCGAAUGUACCGUCCACAAAUCGCAGCUCAUAUAAAUCACGUGCGUCAAAUUGCACGCAAGAGUCCAAAUCGUGCAAUUCACAAUCUAUUAAAGAUUCACAUAGUAACAGAUACAGUGACAGGCAAGAUAUAUUAUUUGAUAAAGAAAAUCACACAGUCGGUAUGUAUAUCAACGCGGAAAUCGAACAGCAAAGUGAGGUGGAUAGCAGUGUUCGUGACCUUAUAGCCACUAGUUUUGAUGUUAAUGAAAGAUUUGACGAGCUCAAUUCAUCAACUAAUAUUAUAGGAAAACGAAUAAAUAAGGAAAGUACACAAAAAGAUAGCGAAGAAACUGAUUCAGACGUAGUAUCUUUUAGAAAUAGUGAAAAUAAUGAAAAUUUAGAUAUAACAAUUGAAGAUAAUACUGAUUCUCCUGAAGAGGAUCGUAGUAGUUCCUAUGAAGAGUCCAACGGUCAUCAAGAACUAUGCGCAUAUAAUGGAGGCACCUCCAAUGGGAAUGGACAGUACAUAACUUUGUACAUCCAAAUGGCCCUGUGCGAACAAACACUUGAAGAGUGGAUGCGCUGUAGAAUAAAUACAACACCCCAUGCAAUAAUUAGAGCGGUGUUGCAACAAAUUCUUCUUGGAAUUGAUUAUAUUCACUCUCAAAAAAUCGUACAUCAUGAUAUAAAACCGAGUAAUAUAUUUAUUUCGACAUCUGGUCAACUUCAAAUUCAACUAGGCGAUUUCGGUUUAGCUUGUCCACAACGAAAAAACCAUCACUCUAUAAUUGGUACUCAUAUGUAUGCAGCACCAGAACAACUGCAGGGAAUGUGUGAUCCAAAGAGUGAUGUCUACAGUGUAGGAAUUGUCCUCACGGAGCUUUCAAUUCCAACACAAACUCUGAUGGAAUUGAGUUCUAUAAUUAGCUGCUUAAAAUGUGGUAACAUAGAAACUCUUACCAAAGAGCGACGUAAAUGGGCACAAAUAAUCACGCAAAUGAUACAAGAAGAUCCCGCUGAACGGCCAUCGACAAAUCAACUUCUGCAGGAUUUAAAGGAUGAUAAAGAUAUGUUAAUAACUGAAUUGAAAAAUACGGUUGUAGGUUUAGAAAAAGAUCUUCACGAUAAAAAUAAUACGAUUCAAGAAUUAGAAGAAACAAUUGCGUUAUUGAAGGAAGAAGUUAAAAAGCAUCGCCAAAUGCCGUUAGAAAAUACUAUAAAAUAGAUUGUUAUGUUAAAAGGAGAUAAACUCGUAAGACUUGACAUGACGUUAAUAAGACUGCCGAAUACGAUCUUUUUUUAACAAUAUAGUGCUUUUAUGAUAAAGUAUUAUUGCAUGAUAAAAUAAGAUAAAGCAACUAAGAAAGUCUAAAAAUUUAAAUUUUAAACUAAUUUUUUAGAAAGGUAUAGCAAG
Linepithema humile (Argentine ant) is the source of this 2507-nucleotide messenger RNA. RefSeq names its product eukaryotic translation initiation factor 2-alpha kinase 1-like. Gene Ontology annotation, cellular component: nucleus; cytosol; cytoplasm. Gene Ontology annotation, biological process: protein phosphorylation. Gene Ontology annotation, molecular function: eukaryotic translation initiation factor 2alpha kinase activity; ATP binding. Lineage: Eukaryota; Metazoa; Arthropoda; Insecta; Hymenoptera; Formicidae. The record is from RefSeq and is a predicted model, not a curated record.